AUGGAUUGGAAUUCCAAUUUGAGACACCUUGUUUCUCGACCAGAACCUUCCUUUGGCUUCCUCUACAACUAUAACUAUGACUGCUAUCCUCCUGGGAUGGAGAUGAAGCAUCAAGCAGUGAUGUCUGAGAGCUCACAAGGCUUGGUUCCUGGACUGGACAGGAACCACAGCAGUUAUGGGUGCUCUAGCCAAGACAAGAAGAAGAGAUUGUCAACUGAUCAGUUAGAGUCACUUGAGAGGAGCUUUCAAGAGGAGAUAAAGCUGGACCCUGAUAGGAAGAUGAAGCUUUCAAGAGAGCUUGGCCUUCAGCCUAGGCAAAUUGCUGUUUGGUUCCAAAACAGAAGAGCCAGAUGGAAGGCCAAGCAGCUUGAGCGCUUGUAUGAUGCUCUUAAACAAGAGUAUGAUGUGGUCUCCAAAGAGAAACAAAAGCUCCAAGAAGAGGUCAUGAAAUUGAAGACAAUUCUGAGAGAUGAAGUUGCUAGAAAACAAGUUUCCACCGGGUACACUGAAAUCUCCGGUGAAGAGACGGUGGAGAGCACGUCGGUUGCCAUUCGGAGCUCUAACAAAGGAGGAAGGACGAGCCAACAUCAGGUGCAAGAGUGCAACUACCUCUUCAAUGUUGAGGAAUAUAACCCAGUAUCGCCACCUUUCUGGGGAGCUCUGCCUUCUUAUCCCUAA
Molecule: messenger RNA, 678 nt
Organism: Prunus armeniaca (apricot)
Lineage: Eukaryota; Viridiplantae; Streptophyta; Magnoliopsida; Rosales; Rosaceae
Source: the annotation of a GenBank genome assembly